AUGUCUGGGCAGACACCGUUGACGAUACGACAGGUUUCCGGCGCCGGUGCGGGCACUGAGCCGUCUUCGCGCUCCGGGUUCGGGCCCUCUACGGCCCUGGGUGCUUUGUUGGGCGCCCUGGUGCUUGUGUGGGCCGUCUACAAGUGCCUCGACGCCUCUCUUCUUCGCUUUCUCGUGGUGCCUCCACACAACUACCGGGACGCGAUCGCGCGCAGUCUCGAAAAGGGCGCCAUUCCAGACUCCGUCGUGGGCAUCAAGCGCGGCUCGUUCCGCAGAAGACUGGUUCUGGCGGCCCGCAAGCCGCAGCUGUACUCCACCAUGAAACUCAACGGAGACUCUCUGCCGACGUCAAAGCUGCGUCUGGCCAGAGUCGACAAGGACGACCCAGACUUUAUCGACCGUCUGCGUCCUGCCGACCCCAAAUCGAAACGCAGGCUCAUUUAUGGCUACUUCCACCCCUACAGCGACGCCAACGGCGGCGGCGAGCGAGUCCUCUGGGAGGCAGUGCACUACACGCUAAAACAGUCGGAACAGAAUCUGGUCGCGAUCUACACGUUCACGGCGUCGGACGACGUGUGUGUGAGCUCAGCUUUGCAAUCUGUGCGCUCAACGUUUGGAAUUGAUUUAUUUGCAGACGGCCUUAACGACCGCAUAAUUUUUAUUCAGCUCAACAACAGGUAUAAGUGGCUUAUCGACGGCGGGUCCUGGAAACAUUUCACAAUCAUUGGCCAGGCGCUGGGCUCUGUUUUCGUGUGUUUCAACAGUCUGACAAAACUCGUGCCCGACGUGUUCAUCGACACCCAGGGCCUGCCCUUCUGCUACCCGCUGGUGGCUCUCCUGCGUAUUCCGGUGGUGGCGUACGUGCACUAUCCGCUGAUCUCGGCUGACAUGCUCAACAAGCUGAGCUCGAAGAGCGUCUAUAACCUGGCCAAGUACCUCUAUUGGACCCUGAUGAUGAAACUGUACCAGCUGGCUGCCAAUUUUAUUGACUACACCCUGUGCAACUCGACAUGGACCUGCAACCACAUCCGCGCGAUCUGGGACGACAGCGCGCAAACGGGCUUGCGUAUUGUUUAUCCGCCAACCGGCAUCGACGAGUCCAAGAUCGCCGAUCCGCUGGGGGAAAAGGAGCGUGUUCUGCUGUACCUGGCGCAGUUCCGGCCAGAGAAGAGACACGGGCUCUUGCUGAAGGAGUUUGCAAGCUAUGCGAGAAACAGUUCUGAGCCGUUUAAAUUGGCGUUGAUCGGGUCAACAAGAUCCCAGCAGGACGAGCAGACGGUGCAGGAGCUGAAAGCGCUGGCGGAGCAGCUAGAUGUCUCUUCGCUGGUUGCUUUCGAGGUGAACGCUCCUCGCAAAACCGUCGACGAGUACCUGUCGCGGGCCGCUUUUGGGCUCAACGUCAUGUGGAACGAGCAUUUUGGCAUUUCUGUCGUCGAGUACAUGCUGAACGGCGCCAUUCCUAUAGUGCACGCCAGCGCUGGACCGUUGCUGGACAUUGUGCUGCCUGUUGAGAAGGACAAGGUUGUGGCGCCGGAAACCGAGCAUGCUACGCCGUCUGGCUUCUUUUUUGCCGACCCGUCGGAUCCCGACUACAAAGCAUCGUAUCCGUCUUUGAAUGAAGUGCUCCUAAAGGCUGACCGUCUAGAUAAGAACGAGGCGACCGCUAUUCGCAGAGCGGGCCAGCUGGUGGCGCAAACUAAGUUCGGAAAGGACGUCUUUGGGCGCGAAUGGACGCAGGUGGUGGCACAGGCCAAGAAGGCCGAGCUUGAGAAACGUCAGCAGAGAAACAAGGUGGAGAUGGUGUAUUGA
Molecule: messenger RNA, 1809 nt
Organism: Ogataea haglerorum
Lineage: Eukaryota; Fungi; Ascomycota; Pichiomycetes; Pichiales; Pichiaceae
Exons: 1
Coding region: 1-1809 (602 amino acids)
Biological process (GO): protein N-linked glycosylation
Cellular component (GO): endoplasmic reticulum membrane
Molecular function (GO): GDP-Man:Man(3)GlcNAc(2)-PP-Dol alpha-1,2-mannosyltransferase activity
Source: RefSeq, a predicted model, not a curated record